AUGGACCUCGACAACGUUAAAUCAGAUCUUGUAACAAGAGAGUUUCUCGCCGUCGUCUUGGCCGGCUUUGGCAACGACCUUGUCCCUCUGACAAGCGACUACGGCGACGAACCAUGCCCCAAGUCUCUACUUCCGAUUGCCAAUAAACCACUACUGGAGUAUACUUUACUGUGGUUAGAACAGUCCGGAAUCAAAGAUGUCCUUCUCAUAUGUCCUACCACGCACCGGUCCUCCAUCUACCACCACAUACACUCUGAUGUAUCAUCUUCGUCUCUGAGGAUCGACCUCCAGACUUAUGAUGAAUCUCAAGACAGUAACACGGGUACUUGUGCACUCCUUCGCCACUUUUCGAAUCGCAUAUCUGAGGAUUUUGUGGUCGUACCUUGCGAUUUCAUCCCCCCGCCCUCUCUCCCCUUAAGUCUCUUAUUGAACAAAUUUAGAAUAGAUGCCUUGUCGGAAGCAUGUAUGGCUACCACAUGCUGGUAUACAUCCCGAGCUCCAGAGAAAGGCACGGUUCCAGAAGAAUGGGGUCCUGUUUCUUCACCAUCGCCGCUUGUGUGGGAUCCAUCUACAGGGACAUUGCUGUAUGUAGACACUCCAGACGACCAAGACCGAAAUGGGGAUGAAGUUGACCUUAAGAUGUCCUUAUUAUCAAGAUUUCCUCGCGUCAAAUUAUCUGCGUCGCUGAAAGAUUCCCAUGUUUAUGUUUGCCGGCGUUACGUGCUUGAUUUGUUACAUGAAAAACCACACUUUCUUUCUCUGAAAGAAGAAUUUUUCCCGUGGCUUUGCAAACUUCAGUACCGGCGCUCGAAACGAGUAAAAUAUGGAAAAACCUUGCGUAACAUGGUGGAACCUAAAUCUCAAGCCAUUUCGUUACAGCAUUCAAGCUUCGUCGACAAAAGCAGCCAAGCUCAUCAAAUCGAUUCUCCCAUCGAACCCGACGACGAACUAGUACAGACCAAAAUUGGUGUGAUUGUACAUGACAAAGAGUCGGAACCAGCAAUGCGCAUAAAUACCUUGCAGACAUUUUUCGAAGCAAAUAAACGAGUCUUGUCCGGCACUACCUACAGCUUGCCUGUAGAUCCAAAAAAUCGGUCAUUGAUUGAUCAGAGAGCGCAAAUAUCGAACGAUUCCAUAGUUGGAGAAUCUACACAGAUAUCUGAACGUACGACCAUCAAAAGAUCUGUUAUUGGUCGGCAUUGUAUUAUCGGCAAAAUGGUCAAGGUCACUGGUUGCGUACUGCUAGACCAUUGCAUUAUCGAGGAUGGAGCUAAGCUAGAUAAUUGUAUCCUGGGCAAGAACACCCAAGAGGAACACUCCGUGAAGGGCGAAAAACUCGAAGUAUCAGACUGGAUGGCAACACCAGACACGACUGUAGCUGAACAUGAUUCAGAUGACAACGAAUAA
Messenger RNA from Psilocybe cubensis, 1407 nucleotides. RefSeq lists its product as uncharacterized. The record is from RefSeq and is a predicted model, not a curated record. The coding region runs from base 1 to 1407 and encodes 468 amino acids. Gene Ontology annotation, cellular component: eukaryotic translation initiation factor 2B complex; guanyl-nucleotide exchange factor complex. Gene Ontology annotation, biological process: cytoplasmic translational initiation; biosynthetic process. Gene Ontology annotation, molecular function: guanyl-nucleotide exchange factor activity; translation initiation factor activity. Lineage: Eukaryota; Fungi; Basidiomycota; Agaricomycetes; Agaricales; Agrocybaceae. The transcript has 9 exons.